Molecule: messenger RNA, 3040 nt
Organism: Ctenopharyngodon idella (grass carp)
Lineage: Eukaryota; Metazoa; Chordata; Actinopteri; Cypriniformes; Xenocyprididae
Exons: 10
Coding region: 190-1314 (374 amino acids)
Biological process (GO): arsonoacetate metabolic process; toxin metabolic process
Cellular component (GO): cytosol
Molecular function (GO): arsenite methyltransferase activity
Source: RefSeq, a predicted model, not a curated record
GUUCAUUUCUGCAGUAGCAGUUUGUAGCAAGGACUUUACCCCUGAAGUUGGUUACGUAUUAUUGAAGUUCACUCGGUCUUACACUUUAUAAGACACUAAUCCGCUAGAUUUUGGGACAGUUAUUUAACUAAAAGCACAAACUCGAAGACGUUAACAAAACUACAACUACAUUCCGUUUGAUUUGCGUUAAUGAAAUACGCUAUAACACUUCUCCGGACUAAAGCACAAACCCUCAGCAUGUCUUCUGCUGUUCACGAAAACGUGAAGAAUUAUUAUGGCUCUCGGCUGGAGACUUCAGAUGACUUGCAGACCAAUGCUGCGUGUGUCAUGCCCUCCAGACCUGUGGCCAAGAGUGCAUGUGAAGCCCUGAAACAAGUCCACCCGGAUGUUUGCAAGAGGUAUUUUGGCUGUGGCCUGGUGAUUCCAGAGAAGCUGGAAGGAUGUACGGUUCUUGAUCUGGGCAGUGGAUCGGGGAGGGACUGCUUCGUCCUGAGUAAACUGGUGGGGGAGAGUGGUCAAGUCAUUGGCCUGGAUAUGACGGACGAAAUGAUCAUUGCCUCACAAAAAUAUGUGCAGUACCAUCAGGAGAAGUUUGGAUACUCAAAACCAAACACGGUGUUUGUGAAAGGAUACAUGGAGAAACUCAGUGAUGCAGGGAUACGGAACAACUCUUUGGAUGUAGUUGUGUCAAAUUGUGUAAUAUGUCUGUGCCCAGAUAAGAGAACUGUGAUAAGUGAAGCUUACAAAGUUCUGAAGGAGGGUGGAGAGUUGUACUACAGUGACAUGUAUGCAAGCAAAGUAGUCCCAGACUCUUUCAAGGAAGAUCCGGUUCUGUGGGGUGAGGGAAUGGCUGGCGCCCUCUACUGGCGAGAUCUCAUCGCUCUGAUGAAGGACAUUGGCUUCAGCACUCCACACAUGGUUGCAGGCAGUCACAUUGUGGUUCACAACCCAGAGCUACAAAAAAAGACUGGUGAUGUUAAAUAUGCAUCUGGAACUUACCGGAUCUUUAAACUGCCUCAAAACUCCAUCAAGAGCAAAGCUCUGGUCACAUAUAAAGGGACUGUGCCUGACUGUGCUGACUGUUAUGAGUUUGAUGCCUCUCAUUCCUUCAAGACGAAUGUCCCAGUGGAGGUGGAUGCAGAGAUGGCCGCCAUCCUCAAGAACACGCGUUUCUCUACGGACUUCAAUAUUACGAUGUUAGACACUCCAGAUCCAAACCAGAGUGAAACUCCACAGUAUUGCCACCUUAGCCCGUUCCUUCUCGCAGAUAAACUGGGCUCUUCUGUCAAACAGUGCUCAAAGACAGGACACUAAGGUAAAUGUGGAGAGUCUGGUGGAUCAUGUGAUGUCUGGAUCACUUGAGAAAAUGUGCUGGGAAGUGAGAGUAUAUGGUGUCUGUAGUGCUCAAAUGAUCAUUCCAUAUGUUUUCUUUAGACUUGAGAAAGCUAUUUGUCCUGCUAAUUGUAAAUUGACUUUUAAAGAUGGUAAUCACAGUAACAGCAGUCUCAAUGACAAAACAAUAGUAAUAAUUAUUAAAAUAUUAAUUACAUUAAUAUGUGGCAACCAUGUGCAAAGUUACCCACUUUUUAUUCAAGAAAGAACUAAACCAAGAUCUUUGUCAAUGCAUUUGUAUUUUGAUUUUACUUGAUUUGUAUUUGACUUUACUUUUUUUGAUUGAACUUUAAGAUUUUAAUUUCAACAUUCUCUUUACUUUAUUUUUUGUGCUAUAGUUGUAAAAUGUAAAGCAAAUCAAAGAUAGUAAACCAACUGAAAGUAUUGUUUUCCAUUCUACAUAAAUUAUGGCAAUGCUGAUAUUGAUAUCGAUACACAAUCUCUCUAAUAAAUUUAUUUGGUAAAACUUUACAAUAAGGUUCAUUAGUUAAACAUUAGUUAAUGUGUUAACUAACAUGAACUAUCCAAAACCAAUACAUUUGUUACUGUAUUUACUAAUCUUUGUUAAUGUUAGUUAAUGAAAAUACAGUUGUUCAUUGUUUGUUCAUGUUAGUUCAUUAACUAAUGUUAACAAGAUUUUAAUAAUGUAUUAGUAAAUGUUGAGAUUAACAUUAACAAAGAUUAGUAAAUGCUGUAUAAGUGCAGUUCAUUAUUAGUUCAUGUUAACUAAUGUUGUUAACUAAUGUAGUUAACUAAUGAACCUUGUUGUAAAGUGUUACCAUUUAUUUUUACAUUUGUUAUUUUUGUCUAAAAAAAAAGUAAGUGUACUUGUUUACCAAGGAGACAACUGUGUCAGUGAAGUGAAUUCAUUAGAUGACAUACUGUAUGAGACAUUGAUUUUUUCCCCCCACAUAUCACAUGUAAAUAUCACUUGUGUACAGAAUAUUUUUAUUGUGCAUCAUUACAAUGAUGUAAUUGUAUCAAAUAUGCUAAAAGUGUGAAAAUAUUAUUUCAUUCUGUGUAUUUAGGUUGCAUAAAAUACUACCUUUGAAAUUAGCCGUAACAUACAGUUGGUUAAGAAGUUAUUUUAUUUAAAAAAUGUUUAAAAUGUCAUUUCCACCAUAAAUUUAUUGAUCAAAAUUAGUGCUGUCAAAUCGCUUAAUUGCGAUGAAUCGCAUCUAACAUAAAAGUUUGUGUUUACAUAAUAUAUGUGUGUGUAUGUAACCCCUCCUGUUUGAACCGCAUGCUCGAAGCAGGACUCGAACCCGGGACCACCGGCAUGGGAGUCGGCGCUCUAACAAGGAGGCUAAAGACCACAGUCUCUAACGUCAGUCGCUACACGCACAGCUCUUACCAGCCUACAUCCGUUACACUUAUAUAUAUUGUAUAUAUGUGUGUGUGUCUGUAUAUCACACAUAUAUUUAUACAUAUAUAUGUGUGUAUAUAUACAGAUACACACACACACUCACACACACAUAUUAUGUAAACAAACUUAUGUUAAACGGGAUUAAUCGCGAUUAAUCGAUUUGACAGCACUGAUCAAAAUACAUAAUUUGAGAUGUGGUGGAAACAAAUUUUUAUAUAAAAAAAGACAAAAUUAAUUAUUGUGAGUAUUGUGUUAGUAGAUUAAAAGAGUAUCUAAAGUGUG